UCUCUCUUUAUCUCGAGCUUCUUGUUUAGAUAAGGGGUUAGCUGGACACGUCCGGUAUGCAAUGGCAAUCGGUGAAAUAAUGGAUAUAUGUCUGGGGGCUCCAAGACGGGGGAGUUGCUCGCAAGGAACAGCAGCAACAGGUCUGUAAGGAUGGAACGAUAAUGACGGUAACAUGCAGGCUCCUAAACGCCUGACCCUAACGGAGGAAAGAUGAGGCGUCUAGAUGUUGGUUUACCAUGUUUAGCGUCCACUACAACCACUCCCUUGCUGCCAUGAGCGGAAACGACAUGAUGGCGCACUCCCUGACUCUGGAGCAGAAGACAGCGUUUGCCUUCGUGGGGAUGCUCCUGGUGUUCCUGGGGCUGCUGAUAGUCAGAUGUUUCAGGAUCCUGCUGGACCCCUACAGCAGCAUGCCCUCCUCCAACUGGGCCGACGGCAUCGAGGGGCUGGAGAAAGGGACGUUUGAGUACGCCCUCACUUAACACAGGGACACACAUCCACAGAUGUCCAUCACGAACAGAAAUGCCUAUAGACACACAUAUGCAUACGCGUGGACACAAAUAGCGCUUGCUUGCACACAUGCAAACACACAUAAGCCGCAGCCCCACAAAACCUUCACUCCUGACACCGACGCACCAUUAAGACAUCUCUCUGUGACAGACUGAAGCUGUGUGUGUUGUUCAAUGUGUGUGCGUUUGUUAGUUCAGAGCCUGUGUGUGAGUCUCUCGACUGUGUGUGGCUACAUGUCUGUUGUGUGUGUGUCUGACCAAGUGUGCGACAGAUGCUGUGACAUAUUCUCUGCCUUUCUGCCAGGGUGGUGUGCAUUUCAGAUCAUGGAUUUACACAGAAAUGGCUGGAGGCCCCUUUAACCCAUGCCCACAAGAUGAAUGUCUGUAGAUCAGAGGUGGAUGUGGAGGUGGAUGUGGAGGUGGAUGCUUGUGGGUGGGGAUGGAGUGUCAUGGGUGCAGUGGGAUUAUUCAGACACAGUGUGAAGACUCAGGGACAUGUGAACUCAUCAUGGGAAGCAGAGCGGUUCCACCUCUGCACAGCAAAG
Messenger RNA from Paralichthys olivaceus (Japanese flounder), 1054 nucleotides. It is a transcript of the gene ctxn2, whose product is annotated as cortexin 2. The record is from RefSeq and is a predicted model, not a curated record. NCBI's taxonomy places the organism in Eukaryota, Metazoa, Chordata, Actinopteri, Pleuronectiformes, Paralichthyidae.